UUUAUUAAAGAGCCCGUCUCUGCUCCGAGCCUGGCCUGGAUGCUUGUACUGGUGGCAGCUUGUUUUCCCUGUUAUCCGCCCGGGGUCCUUACUAGUCACCGCUGCCAAACUCGGGCUCUGCCGACGCCGUCUUCAACGUUACAGCGGCACAGAAGACGGGACUACGGGGUCACAGAUGGACCAGCAGGACCAAUCCUACAUGUUUGCCAGUCUGACGCGGCCUCACUCCGAGCAGCUGCUGCAGGGUCUCCAGCUCUUGCGGCAGGAUCACGAACUAUGUGACAUUGUCCUGCGCGUGGGUGACGCCAAGAUCCAUGCCCACAAGGUAGUGCUGGCCAGCAUCAGUCCUUACUUCAAGGCCAUGUUCACUGGCAACCUGUCUGAGAAGGAGACCUCCGAGGUAGAAUUCCAGUGCAUCGACGAGGCCGCGUUGCAGGCCAUCGUCGAGUAUGCCUACACUGGCACUGUGUUUAUCUCCCAGGAAACGGUGGAAUCUUUGCUACCGGCGGCCAACUUGCUCCAGGUGAAGCUGGUACUAAAGGAGUGCUGCUCCUUCUUGGAGAGCCAGCUGGACGCCGGGAACUGUAUAGGCAUCUCCCGGUUUGCGGAGACCUACGGCUGCCACGAUCUGUGCUUGGCUGCCACCAAGUUCAUCUGUGAGAACUUUGAGGACGUUUGUCAAACUGAGGAAUUCUUUGAACUGACUCGGGCGGAGUUGGACGAAAUUGUGUCAAACGACUGCCUGAAAGUCGUCACCGAGGAGAGCGUGUUUUACGCGCUGGAAUCCUGGAUUAAAUAUGACAUUUCCGAGAGACAGCAGCACCUGGCUCAGCUGCUGCAUUGUGUUCGCCUUCCUCUGCUCAGUGUCAAAUUCCUCACUCGCCUGUACGAAGCCAACCACCUCAUACGAGAUGACCACGCAUGCAAGCACCUGCUCAACGAGGCCCUCAAAUAUCAUUUUAUGCCUGAGCACAGACUUUCCUACCAGACUGUGUUGUCAGCACGGCCCCGGUGUGCUCCGAAGGUACUGCUCGCUGUCGGAGGCAAGGCUGGACUUUUUGCCACUUUAGAAAGCAUGGAAAUGUAUUUUCCCCAGACAGAUUCGUGGAUAGGACUCGCACCUCUCACCGUCCCUCGCUAUGAAUUUGGUGUAGCAGUGCUGGACCACAAGGUCUACGUAGUGGGUGGCAUCGCCACGCACAUGAGACAAGGCAUCAGUUAUCGUAGACACGAGAGCACAGUGGAGAGCUGGGACCCCGAAAGCAACACCUGGUCCUCGGUGGAGCACAUGGCGGAGUGUCGCAGCACCCUCGGGGUGGUGGUCCUGGCUGGAGAGCUGUAUGCUCUGGGGGGCUACGAUGGCCAAUAUUACCUGCAGUCGGUGGAGAAAUAUGUUCCCAAGUUGAAGGAGUGGCAGCCGGUGGCUCCCAUGACCAAGUCCCGCAGCUGCUUCGCCACUGCUGUGCUGGACGGCAUGGUUUAUGCUAUUGGAGGCUACGGACCAGCACACAUGGACAGUGUGGAGCGGUACGACCCCAGUAAGGACGCCUGGGAAAUGGUAGCCCCCAUGGCAGAUAAAAGGAUCAACUUUGGUGUUGGUGUCAUGCUAGGCUUCAUAUUUGUGGUGGGAGGACACAACGGGGUGUCUCACCUGUCCAGCAUCGAGCGGUACGACCCACACCAAAACCAGUGGACGGCUUGUCGGCCAAUGAAUGAACCUCGUACAGGUGUGGGCUCGGCCAUUGUGGACAACUACCUCUACGUGGUGGGAGGUCACUCUGGCUCCUCCUACCUAAACACCGUCCAGCGCUACGACCCCAUCUCGGACAGCUGGUUGGACUCCAGCGGCAUGCUGUACUGCCGUUGUAACUUUGGCUUGACUGCUCUUUGACCCAUGGCCCAGUCAGCUAGGAACCAAUAAGAGAACUUAGACAAAAAGAUUUUUUUUCUUUUUUGUUGUCUCCUCCUCCUCCUCCUCCUCCUCCUCCACCUCCUUCCAUCCUCCAGGUGCAGAGGAGAGCUGCACACUAGUGGCAACACCAGAGAGGAGAGAGGCUGCUGGCUGGCUGGAUGGAAGCAAGCGCCCAGCUGGCUGUCUGGCUGCACGGAGAUCCACAGACAUGGCUACACAGAGUAAGAGCUACGAUGACGUGUAGAUGUAAAGUGAUUUGUCACAGGCACAAGGAGAAGACCGCUCUACUGCUGCUGGACCACAAUAAGGACUCUGAGCCAUUUCCCAGAGGAUUGUGGGAGCAAUUUGUUUCUGUUUUUUUUUUUUUUUUUUUCAUUUAUCCAUCGUCCCAUUUAACACUCACUGCUGCAGCCACGACCACAAGCCUAAAAAUGUUCGAAACUCCACUGCGGUUAGCGUUUCUUAACCGCACAAAUUAGGGAGGUGAAUACUGAGCGGGUGAGGGGAAAUUAAAAGAAUUUGAACGGCGACAAGUAGCAUUAAAAGACGUCAGAA
This is a messenger RNA of Cynoglossus semilaevis (tongue sole), 2467 nucleotides long. RefSeq names its product kelch like family member 28 (gene klhl28). The transcript is spliced from 6 exons. NCBI's taxonomy places the organism in Eukaryota, Metazoa, Chordata, Actinopteri, Pleuronectiformes, Cynoglossidae. The coding region runs from base 176 to 1891 and encodes 571 amino acids. Gene Ontology annotation, molecular function: protein binding. The record is from RefSeq and is a predicted model, not a curated record.